GCACAGUGGUCAAAACGACAAGAAGUGGCAUCGAAUACAAUACAAUACAAUAGUACAUUACUAGUAAAUAAUGGAUAAUAUUUAAUCAACGACUUCAAUUUGACUUCACCUUACUCACCGCUCCUACUUCCUCUACUGCCUCUCUCUCACUCCGCCCGCCGGCCAACAUCCCCAGCUACCUGCUAACCUACGCCGGCGUGGCAAUGUUAACACCAAGAUCACACCCACUCUGUUGCAACAACCACUUCGUGUUGGUGACAGUUGUUGUGCUCAUUAUCUUCCACACUCUUCUUCUCCUACCUCAUUCCUCUCUCGCCAUCCGACCUACUCACUCCGAUCCUUUCCAUCUCACAAACUCCACCGACUCCAAUGUCUCCCUCUCCACCCCUCGACACGGUAGUUUCGCCGAUAUAAUCGAUCGAGCUCUUCAGCACGAGUUUACCGACAACGAACAAAACGAAGUGCCUGAUGCGGGAGGUUUCAAUAACAGUGUAGCAGAACAGCAGGCUGUUUUGGAGACUGUGGCCAGAGUCACUCCAAACAAGAAUGACACCAAAGAUGAAAAGUCAUAUGCACUCCAUCGUGUUUUCAAUAGAGGUGAGGAAACCCCAACGUUGAUAGAUCGAAAGGACAAUGUAUUUAUCAUUUCUAACUUUAAAUCCAAGUAUCCGGUGCUGCAGCUAGAUUUAAGAUUGAUUUCAGACCUGGUAGUUGCUAUUGUUUCGGCAACUUGUGGCGGCGUUGCAUUUGCUUUUGCUGGACAACCGGUCAUUACUGGAUAUCUUCUAGCUGGCUCCAUUGUUGGACCUGGAGGCUUCAACUUCAUCAACGAAAUGGUGCAGGUGGAAACAGUGGCUCAAUUUGGCGUAAUAUUUCUUCUCUUUGCAUUGGGCCUGGAGUUUUCCAUGACAAAGCUUCGAGUUGUUCGAUCCGUUGCUGUUCUUGGAGGCUUGCUUCAGAUUUUUCUAUUUAUAUGCAUGUGUGGACUUACUGUGUCGUUAUGUGGUGGUAAAGCUUCAGAAGGGAUUUUUGUUGGUGCUUUUCUUUCUAUGUCUUCAACAGCAGUGGUCUUGAAGUUUUUGAUGGAAAAGAACACUACUAAUGCCCUUCAUGGACAAGUCACAAUUGGGACCCUUAUUUUACAGGAUUGUGCUGUUGGGUUGCUCUUUGCAUUGCUUCCUGUUUUGGGUGGCACCUCAGGUGUUUUUCAAGGAGUGUUAUCAAUGACAAAACUGCUGGUGACAUUGAUUGCAUUUCUCUCUAUUCUGUCAAUAUUGUCUCGCACUUGCCUUCCGUGGUUUCUUAAACUGAUGAUAAGCCUAUCAUCACAGACAAAUGAACUUUAUCAGCUGGCGUCUGUUGCAUUCUGCUUGCUUGUAGCCUGGUGUAGCGAUAAGCUGGGACUAAGUCUAGAACUAGGUGCCUUUGCUGCUGGAGUGAUGAUUGCAACCACUGAUUUGGCUCAACAUACACUAGAGCAAAUUGAACCUAUUUGCAAUCUUUUUGCUGCUCUUUUCCUUGCUAGCAUUGGAAUGCUGAUUCAUGUUCAUUUUCUCUGGAAUCAUGUCGAUAUUUUGGUAGCAUCGGUUAUUUUGGUGAUUGUUAUAAAAACAAUCAUAAUUGCUUCAGUUGUGAAAGGAUUUGGUUACAACAACAAGACUUCAGUACUUGUAGGAAUGUCGAUGGCACAGAUAGGAGAAUUUGCUUUUGUUCUUCUCAGUCGUGCUUCAAAUCUUCAUCUAGUUGAGGGUAAACUAUAUCUGCUGCUUCUUGGGACCACAGCUCUUAGUCUGGUAACGACUCCUUUACUUUUCAAGCUGACUCCUGCUGUAGUGCAUCUUGGUGUGCUGUUAAGGUGGUUUUCUCCUGACAGUUCAGUAGAGAUUGGAUAUAAGAUAGAUAACCUCCGCUCAGAUAGUGGUAAGCUGCGGAUAGUUUUGAUGGACCAAGAAUCUCAUGAUUGUUGAUCAUUAACAAAGGAAUUUCCAUUUUUCCGCGUCGUUAUUUUCAACAGAGUUAUGGAAGGUGUUGUUCAAAAGAAUUUGAUCGAACUGAAGUUUUUAUUGAAUCAUCCAAACAUAAUCCAUGAUGGGUACUUGCAUACCAAACUGACCAAAUACUAACCAAGGCAACCGAUCCAAACCCCAUUAAAGUAAAGAACAGGGGAAAGGAUUGAUAUAAGAGUAAAGAAAACUAACAAGACCAAUUGUGAUGCUGUGGGAGGUAUUCAUUCCAUAACUUCACUUUACAUUCAUUUUUGUAUUCAUGAUCAUAAAUGUAUGGUAUGGUUUUAAACUAUGUAAUCUUAUUAAGAGUCGCUAUUCUUAUUUCUGCAAGAAUAGUGCGUGUGUAUUCCUUUCUAGCAUCUGUGGCGUCAGUUGAAUGGCUGGGCUUUGUAUAUCUAAUGGCUGAAGCAAUUUGUUUAUUUUUAUUCUUUGCUGAUUAAAGGCUAAAGCAAUUUGUAUUUGUGUUUUGGACAGUGCAGUUGAUACUUACGUAUGUAUAGAUUAUUAUAAUUAUAGUGAUAUCACGUUUGCACAUUUUGUAUUA
Cicer arietinum (chickpea) is the source of this 2550-nucleotide messenger RNA. Its product is annotated as K(+) efflux antiporter 6. The record is from RefSeq and is a predicted model, not a curated record. NCBI's taxonomy places the organism in Eukaryota, Viridiplantae, Streptophyta, Magnoliopsida, Fabales, Fabaceae. Gene Ontology annotation, cellular component: membrane. Gene Ontology annotation, biological process: potassium ion transmembrane transport; proton transmembrane transport. Gene Ontology annotation, molecular function: potassium:proton antiporter activity.